Messenger RNA from Eimeria maxima, 543 nucleotides. RefSeq lists its product as hypothetical. Lineage: Eukaryota; Apicomplexa; Conoidasida; Eucoccidiorida; Eimeriidae. The record is from RefSeq and is a predicted model, not a curated record. The transcript has 3 exons. The annotation marks the transcript as partial.
CAACAAUUAACUGUUAUCCUUUAUCCACCAGAGGGAGACAAAGACAUAAAGGCAGCAGCAGCAGCACGAAUAAAACAAUGGAUAGAGCAGCACAAGCAGCAGCAGCAGCAGCAGCAGCAGCACAAGCAGCAGCAGCAGCAGCAGAAAGAAGGAGAAGAAACGGUGUCUCCUUUCUGCUGCUUUAGUGAGCAGCAGCAACUGCAGAAACUCUUAGCGACGGCCUGCUGCCCAGUAGUGCAGCAGGAGCUGCAGCAGCAGCAGCAGCAGCUGCAGCAGAUGGAGAAGGAUAGGCAGCAGCUGCUGCUCACCGAUGGCCUCGAUUGUAUUCGCCGUGUAUCCGCUUGCCAGGAUGGGGAGCUCCCCUUAGAGGUAAUAGAGAAGGAGAAAGUUCAUAGAGAGAAUUGUCUAAUUCUUUGUCUUCUUCCUCUAACAAAAAAUCGUGAAGUAGCUGAAUCGGAGAUGUGUAUUAUAUGCAACAAUUUGUUGCCAACAGAAGGAGGAGCAGAAGGAUGUUUAUGGUUAGAUGUAGAGUCCCUUGAAUAA